AUGCAUUUCUCUUCGUUCAUUGCUCCCGUCUUUGCCCUUCUGGGCGCGGUGUCUGGUAACUCGCUCGCUGGUCGUGCGGCCCAGCUCACCCAGGUCAACAACUUUGGCGACAACCCUUCAGGCACUGGCAUGUACAUUUACGUGCCUACCAAGCUUGCUGCUAAGCCUCCGAUUAUCGUUGCCAUUCACUACUGCACUGGUACUGCUCAGGCUUACUACCAGGGCUCUCCCUAUGCCAAGCUUGCUGAUGAGAAGGGUUUCAUCGUCAUUUACCCUUCCUCUCCUCACGCUGGUACCUGCUGGGAUGUCUCUUCGCAGAAGUCUUUGAAGCACGGUGGUGGUGGUGACAGUAACGCCAUUGCUAACAUGGUCUCUUACACCCUCAAGAAGUACAACGCCGACCCCAAGAGAGUCUUCGUUACUGGCUCGAGCUCUGGUGCCAUGAUGACCAAUGUCAUGAGCGCUACCUAUCCUGAACUGUUUGCUGCCGCCACUGCUUACUCCGGAGUGCCCGCCGGAUGUUUCGUAUCCGCCUCCGGUGCUGUUGACGCCUGGAACUCGACCUGCGCCCAAGGAAACGUCGAUCAGUCCGCCGCUUACUGGACUAACGUCGUCAAGAACAUGUACCCUGGCUACAACGGUGCUCGUCCUCGUUUCCAGGUUUAUCACGGUAGCAUCGACACCACCCUCCGCCCCAACAACUACAGAGAGUCUGUCAAGGAGUGGACCGGUGUCUUCGGCUUCGAUGCCAACAAGCCCCAGACUGUCAAGAACAACUUCCCUGCCAACGGAUACACCACUGAUAUCUGGGGUGUUGAUUCUGCCAACCCUCUCGGCAAGGUUCAGGGUAUCUACGCUCUCAACGUUGGACACACUGUUCCCAUCAACGGUGCUCAAGACAUGGCUUGGUUCGGUCUCUAA
Molecule: messenger RNA, 921 nt
Organism: Aureobasidium melanogenum CBS 110374
Lineage: Eukaryota; Fungi; Ascomycota; Dothideomycetes; Dothideales; Saccotheciaceae
Exons: 4
Coding region: 1-921 (306 amino acids)
Cellular component (GO): extracellular region
Molecular function (GO): hydrolase activity
Source: RefSeq, a predicted model, not a curated record